This is a messenger RNA of Paramecium tetraurelia, 597 nucleotides long. RefSeq lists its product as uncharacterized. The transcript has 3 exons. Lineage: Eukaryota; Ciliophora; Oligohymenophorea; Peniculida; Parameciidae. The record is from RefSeq and is a predicted model, not a curated record.
AUGAUUUAAUAAUUGCAUCACCGAAUCGGAAAGGAAACCAACGUUGAUUUUGCAGAAAAACGAAUACGAAAUUUAUUUAAUAUUGACAUUCUCCAGAAUGUUCAAGUCAGGAGAUCCUAAUUUAUUCAAUAAAUUCAUCCAAAUCCUAAAUCUCUCAUCUAAGAAGGCUAUGUAGUUCAUUCUCUGCCUCUCAGGAACUGCGAUAUUAUGAAAAUCUACAAUUACCCAAAUCCACUGUCUACUCCCAAUGAUCAAGCUCCCUAACUUACUCAAGUCAAAAUCCAAAGAAUUAAGACCACUGCGAAAAAGGACAGACAACUCAAAAUAUCUACUGAUAUCUAUUCCAAUACAGUGGCCAAAAUGCCAGCCUUCUACACAAAGCAUUAAUUCAACAGUAAAACUUAAAAAUCUAUGCUAUCAACCGAAAGCAUUGCAAUUAGGAUAAGAUCACUUAGUAGAGUCAAAGAAAACCUUCAAGAUUCCUAAAUUUCCCAACAAAGAUCAACAACUCCUAAUGGCAAAAAGAGGCUAAGCCAAUAUAAGUUAAUCUUGCAAAAACAAAUCAAUAGUCUUUUGCAAGAUUCAUUCUUAAAUUGA